GAAGGAAGAGAAAAGGACAGGCGUGAAAGGUUUCUGAGACAAAACUCUUCAGUUGCUUACUGAAUUUCUCUCUUUCUCUCUCUCUCUCUCUCACUGUCUCUGUCUCUCUCACAAACAAACACACAGGAGUACCGAGCUGAGAGAGAUAUGGAUAUGGGUAAGAUAAACUUGGGAUUGGUUGUUUUGAAGGGAUAAUGAACUGGGGAUUCAUUUCCUUCUUUCCAGAAGAAGAUGGCUCUGCAGAAGCAAGAAACCCAACAGCUGCAAACCCCACCGUUGGUUCUUGAUGGGCUUUAUUGUGAGGAGGAGAGUUUUGAGGAGGGAUUAGGGGAGUGUGUUGACGAUGGGAGUAAAAAGGGUGGGGAAUUUGUGAAAAAGGAGACAUUUUCCCCAUUGUUCUGUGUUGAGUAUGACCUGUUUUGGGAGAAUGAUGAGUUAAUGUCUUUAAUUUCCAAGGAAAAAGAGAACCAUUUCUGUUACAACAAUGUGCUGUUAGAUGAGGCCUUAAUUUCUGCUCGGAAAGAGGCUGUGGAGUGGGUUUUGAAGGUUAAGGCACACUAUGGGUUCAAUGCUUUGACUGCUGUUCUUGCUGUGAAUUACUUGGAUAGGUUCAUUUCAAGCCUCAGGUUUCAAAGGGACAACCCAUGGAUGGGUCAAUUAGCUGCUGUGGCUUGUUUGUCUUUGGCAGCCAAAGUGGAGGAGAUCCAUGUUCCGCACCUUCUUGACCUGCAGGUGGAGGAAUCAAAAUAUGUAUUUGAAGCAAAGACGGUACAGAGGAUGGAGCUGUUGGUUCUCUCAAGCCUUGAAUGGAGGAUGCAUCCUGUGACUCCAAUCUCCUUCCUCCAUCACAUUAUAAGGAGGCUUGGAUUGAGAACCGAAUUGCAUUGGGAGUUUCUUUGGAUGUGUGAGCGGUUGCUUCUCUCUCUCAUUUCUGAUUCAAGGUUUCUGGGUUAUCUCCCUUCCAUUUUAGCUGCUGCAACAAUGCUGCGUGUUAUUAAGGAUGUUGAGCCAUGGAAUCAUCUGGAAUACCAGAACCAGCUCAUGGGAGUACUCAAGAUUAGCGUGGAUGAAGUAAAGGAGUGCUACAACCUCACCCUGGAAUUGUCAGGAUGCAACGAGAACCGAGGGCACAAACGCAAGCAUUCAUGGAUACCAAGCAGCCCAAAUGGUGUCAUUGAUGCAUAUUUUAGUUGUGAGAGUUCAAAUGAUUCGUGGGCAGUUUCCCAAUCUUCUCCAGAGCCUCGGUUCAAAAGGAGCCGAGCCCCGGAUCAACAGAUGCGGUUGCCAUCACUAAACCGUAUGUUUGUGGAUGUGCUUGGUAGCCCUCAUUAAUGUUAUCUUGUUUUGAUAUCUGGUACUAAGCAUGACAUAUUACUAUUCAGUACCAGUUCUUAAUCUGCAAUGAAUAUGUUUCAUGACUUAGAAGCUGAUGUAUGGUUCCUUCCUUCUCUGGAGCUAAACUCAAGUGCUUCAGCCAUGACUCAAUGUCUAAUUAUUAUCAUCUAUGGUAACCUAUAAACAUAAAUUUUGGAU
Molecule: messenger RNA, 1533 nt
Organism: Rubroshorea leprosula
Lineage: Eukaryota; Viridiplantae; Streptophyta; Magnoliopsida; Malvales; Dipterocarpaceae
Source: the annotation of a GenBank genome assembly